GUGCAGACUGUUAUGCACUUUUGCAAAGAGCCCCCAUACUCUUCACAAAACGGAAGUGUCAAAACCAGAGACCUCAAACACCUGUUAUCUUACUUCAGCUCUGGCUUUUGAGCCGCAUAGGCCAAGUCCAUCAAUUUUGAAUUGUAUCGUCAUUGAAUGGCAGCAAUGUCAAACAACAGUAGCAGUCUUUUGGAAGGAAGUCUUUUAUCAAGUCCCAAUGCCACUGAAGGGUUUAAAAGAGAUAAUGAUCUAAGCUUCAGCCCAGCAUAUGACUACUCUGAUUAUUAUUCAAAUAAUGGUACUGUUAACACAGAACCAUGUGGUUAUCGAACCCAUGCAAACCAUUUUCUCCCUGUGCUGUACUCCCUGUUCUUCGUGGUGGGCUUCCCGGGCAACACGCUGGUGCUGUGGGUGAUCUUGGGGGGCGCUCAUCUAAAAAGCAUGACUGAUGUGUCUCUCCUGAACCUGGCCAUCGCUGACCUCCUACUAAUCUUCUCUCUCCCCUUCCUGGCUCACUACGCCAGGCAUACCUGGGUUUUUGGUAGAGCCAUGUGCACUCUGGUCCUCAGCGUGUACUACAUUGGAUUUUAUGCCGGCAUUUUCUUUAUUGUGCUGAUGAGCGUCGACAGAUACUUGGCUGUCGUCCAUGCUGUGUUUGCCUUGAGAAUCCGAACCAAGACUUAUGGGAUUUUAGCUAGUGUAGUCGUCUGGAUGCUAGCUUUUACAGCAUCAUUUCCUGAGUUACGGUAUAUUGAAGUUGAAGACAAUGGGACUGAAAUAAUUUGCACCGCUUAUCCAAAAAGUCACCAUACUGGGAGAAGUAUAGCUUUCUUUAAAAUGAAUGUUUUGGGAAUGCUAAUUCCACUGAGUAUCGUAGGAUAUUGCUACUCGAUGGUGCUCCGGAGGCUUCUGAUGCUUCGUACAUCAAAGAAACUGGCCAUUCGUCUUGUUGCUGUGGUCAUGGUGGUGUUCUUCUGCUGUUGGAUACCGUACAACAUUGCAGCAUUCCUCAAAGCACUGGAACUACAGGGAAUCCUGCCAUCAGAGUGUGAGGACGGCAAAAGGCUCCUGCUGAUGCUGCAAGUCACUGAAGCUAUAGCGUAUUCGCACAGCUGCCUUAAUCCAUUCCUCUACGUGUUUGUGGGCGAAAAGUUCAAGAGGCACCUCGCCAGGCUCCUGCGCCAGACACCAUGCUUCCAAGUGCAGGGUAUGAAGCGCUACAUGACCCAGGCUGCAGGCUCAGUGUAUUCCCAGACCACAAGUGUGGACGAACGCUCAGUUGUUGUCUGAAUUGUAUAGGUUGUUAAAGGAACACAAUUUUAUAAAUGUGCAUAUGUAGUAAGGAUUUAAUACCAAAAUUGAGCACAAAAUUGAGCAUUUAGGCUUCGGAUAUAAUUCCAAACUUAUUCAGAAGUUAUACAUUUUGGGUGGAGUUUGAGUAAACCAUAUGAGUAUAUCAGUUGCGUAUGAUUCUGACCUUUGACUGAAGUCCAUUUUCUUACACGAGCAAGGAGCAGUAUUAAAUCUAGUUCCACUGUCUGACAGUGUGAUGUAAUUUUUAUGUCACACCGAGAA
This is a messenger RNA of Ictalurus punctatus (channel catfish), 1575 nucleotides long. RefSeq names its product C-C chemokine receptor type 5. Lineage: Eukaryota; Metazoa; Chordata; Actinopteri; Siluriformes; Ictaluridae. The record is from RefSeq and is a predicted model, not a curated record. The coding region runs from base 157 to 1290 and encodes 377 amino acids. Gene Ontology annotation, molecular function: chemokine receptor activity. Gene Ontology annotation, biological process: chemotaxis; immune response; G protein-coupled receptor signaling pathway. Gene Ontology annotation, cellular component: membrane. The transcript is spliced from 4 exons.